This is a messenger RNA of Oryzias latipes (Japanese medaka), 3251 nucleotides long. It is a transcript of the gene camk1db, whose product is annotated as calcium/calmodulin-dependent protein kinase 1Db. The record is from RefSeq and is a predicted model, not a curated record. Gene Ontology annotation, molecular function: protein kinase activity; ATP binding. Gene Ontology annotation, biological process: protein phosphorylation. Lineage: Eukaryota; Metazoa; Chordata; Actinopteri; Beloniformes; Adrianichthyidae.
AACCUCCGCGGCUGUCAGACAGGAAGGCGGGAGCCGCAGCCUCCCACUCCUCCCAUUGCUAUAACAACCGCGGGGCGGUCGGUCGGUCGGCGUGACUCGAUGGCACAGCGGCGCGUCUGCCAAGUGUCAUCCACCUGCGAGUGGACCGACCUCUGCUGCGCACAGCAUCACCGCAGGAGGAAGAGGAGGAGGAAGAGCGCGUGUUUCCCACGUUCAAGUGUAGUGAGCAGCGGGGAGGCUCAGGCUCCGCUACGUCAGACAGAUUAGUCAAAAUAACCUCUCGGGGUAGGACAUACCUCCCCCCUGGGCUCGGCGCUGACUGUUAGCCAGGAAGCGUGGCGAAGCACUGAAGUGCACUACUUUUUUUUUCUUUCUUUGUUUCCUUUUUUUUUUGUUUGUUUGUUUCGGGGUUUUGGUGAGACGGUUGUGGUGUUGCUCCUCCAGCAGCGCCUCCUCAUCUCCUCCUCCUCCUCCUCCUUCUCACCCCUUUCCUGAACCCCCCCCCCCCGUGCGAAAUGGCGAAAGAAAACGGCGAGUCCAGCAACGGAUCCUGGAAGAAGAUCGUCGAUGACGUCAAGAAAAUAUUUGACUUCAAAGAAGUCCUCGGCACUGGUGCUUUUUCUGAGGUCGUGAUGGCUCGGGAGAAGGCCACAGGAAAGAUGGUUGCAAUCAAGUGCAUUCCCAAAAAAGCUCUCAAGGGGAAGGAAACGAGCAUCGAGAACGAAAUUGCCGUUCUCAGGAAGAUAAAGCAUGAAAAUAUAGUGGCUCUGGAAGACAUCUAUGAGAGCUCGAAUCACCUUUACCUCAUAAUGCAGCUGGUGUCUGGAGGUGAACUCUUUGAUCGGAUUGUGGAAAAGGGUUUCUACACAGAGAUGGAUGCCAGUAGGCUCAUUCGGCAGGUUUUGGAUGCAGUCAACUACCUGCACUCCAUGGGAAUAGUGCACAGAGACCUGAAGCCUGAGAACUUGCUGUACUUUAGUCCUCAUGAUGACUCCAAGAUCAUGAUCAGUGACUUUGGCCUGUCAAAGAUGGAGGGAACGGGUGGCGUCAUGGCCACGGCCUGCGGGACUCCUGGAUACGUGGCUCCAGAGGUUCUGGCACAGAAGCCCUACAGCAAAGCCGUGGACUGUUGGUCCAUUGGAGUCAUUGCUUACAUCCUGCUUUGUGGCUACCCCCCUUUCUACGACGAGAAUGACUCAAAGCUCUUUGAGCAGAUUCUCAAGGCAGAUUAUGAGUUUGACGCACCAUAUUGGGACGACAUAUCCGAUUCAGCCAAAGACUUCAUCAGCUGUCUGAUGGAGAAGGACCCGGAGAAGAGGUUCACGUGCGAUCAGGCUCUUGAGCACCCCUGGAUCGCUGGAGACACCGCUUUGUGUAAGAACAUCCACGAGUCAGUCAGCCGGCAGAUGAGGAAAAACUUUGCCAAAAGCAAGUGGAGGCAAGCUUUUAACGCCACAGCUGUGAUCCGCCACAUGAGGCGCCUGCAGCUGGGCACCAGCUUUGGCAGCAGCAUCCAAAGCUCCAACUCUGUGCCGAGCCCUCAGGGCCGAGCUCCAGCCAAGAGCCAGUCCGUGGACUGCGCGCCGCUCUCCCUGAAGGACUGUCCUCCUAUAUCACCUCUACCAUCUGCUGUUAGAGUGUUCAAUCAGGACUCUGAUGCCUCCGCUCCGGCUCCACGGGAUGACUCUCCAGCGGUGGCUGAGCCGCCACGACCGCGACCCUCCACUGUUACCGUCAUCCACACGGGGACUAAAUGACGCCAGGUUCCGCGGGAGGUGAGCUGGGAGACCACAGAGCUUUGAGACGUGGGGGGGUUAAUCAAACCAAACCCCCUGCCCAGGCUUCGUGAAUCAAUGUCGUCGCCCAGUUCUCCAAUCCCGCAACCUCCCGUUGGUUUCUGCAAAGCGUCGGAGGAAUUUCAGGGGCACUGGCUCCGCUCCGUUUUGCAUGGCUGAAUCUGUACAGAGACCUGGAGGUCUCACCUGAAAAGCGCGGCCAGCAAACCAGCACCUGCUGUGAGAGGUCCACGCAAAAGAAAAAAGAUGAUGCUGCUGUCUGGUUUUCUGUUUUUUGACUGUGAUGGGACACUCCGAUAUAUGCCUUGUGUAAAUAUUCUGCCUGGAUUUGUUGCGUGGAGUCAUGUUUAUGCAAGUGAAACAUAGGCUUCAAACUGUGGUAAAUACCUAUAACGUCACCCGCACCCUGAACUCCUCGUGGUUCGCACAGCUCUCGUUUAUUUGCUGUGAUAUAUUCUUGCGAUGGCUCAGAGCGCCCCACUUCCAACAAAACGGCAGUCGGUUUUGUGUCUGCUUUUUGGAUGUGUAAUUGCUAAACCCGGGCAGGACACACCCAAUCAUUUAUGACUGCAGUGGACUGGUACAUUACACUUAUGUCUUUGAGUAUUUAUUUUCUUACAAUAUCACUCAUUGAUCAUAAAACUGGACUAAGAACUACUGUAUUAUCUGACAAAGCUAAAGAAUUUCUGAAGGAUAUUUUAUUUUUUUCUGUGAUGGGUCUAAAGUCUUCCCCGACCACAGGAGGGCGCCACGCGUUGUUGCUUUAUGACCAGUUCUCAGGGAUCUGCAGGGAUGUGAACAUGAAGCUAACAAAACUUCUCAAUACGAUCGAGCACUGCUUUUUUUUUUUUUUUUUUUAAAUCCAAAUUGUUUGACAAGAUAGAACUAAAAUUCUCCUAAUUUGCCACUGGCACAGAUGUCUUCUUUCUUAUUCAGACGGUUCUUUUAACCUCCUUUUAAAUGAACUUAAAGGGAAAUGUUCCUAUGUGAUGUGAUCAAAGUUGAAUACGAAGCGAGGAAUUCCAAUUUGUCCCAUUGCAGUCAGGUCAGUAUUGUACAGUUGAGUGGUAUAAAUAUUGUGCUCUGCUUCCUUCCGCUCAUGAUCUGGCAGCUCUGGGAGCAGCUCAGUCACUGUAUUUAAUCACUGUGCUUUCAUACCAGCCUGUUGAAUUUCACAGAAAGACUCUUUAUCCUUCUGUCUCCCACUCCUUCUCCAGAGACUUUUCACACAGAGAGGAGAUGGGAUCUGUCUUUGUAUUUUCUCUGUGGUACCUCUAUUUAAUUUCACUCACCUAACAUGAAUGUGUGUGGGGGGGGGGGGGGGGACACACACGUGAACACGCCCAACUCAAAGGGCUUCGCAGUCUUGAAUCAUGCACAACUCUGGUAAAUAUUGAAAUGGAUUUUGAGCGUCUACUUAUUGUAAAUACAAAGCUCUACAGUAUUUACUCUGAA